Messenger RNA from Fulvia fulva, 1053 nucleotides. RefSeq names its product 5-methylphenazine-1-carboxylate 1-monooxygenase. The record is from RefSeq and is a predicted model, not a curated record. The coding region runs from base 1 to 1053 and encodes 350 amino acids. Gene Ontology annotation, molecular function: FAD binding; monooxygenase activity. The transcript is spliced from 2 exons. Lineage: Eukaryota; Fungi; Ascomycota; Dothideomycetes; Mycosphaerellales; Mycosphaerellaceae.
AUGCUCCUACUGGAAGCCGUUAGAGAAAGACUAGGAGUGGAACGUGUACACCUCAACCACAGCCUCGACUCCUUCGAACAAGACGAACCCACGUCCUCCCCCGUCACCCUGACCUUCGCACAAAAGAAAUCCGGCGCGCCAUCCUCAACACCAACGUUCACAUCCGACCUCGUCAUCGCCGCAGACGGCAUAAACAGCACAGUCCGGCGCCACCUCUACCUCUCCGAAGGCCCUCCAAAUUUCUCCGGUCGCAUCCUCUGGCGCGGCUGCCUCGAGCGCGAAGCUUUCCUCACCAGCGCUAGCAUGAUCUGGUCCGGGCACGCAAAUCAAAAAUUCAUCGCCUAUCCCAUCAUGAAAUAUUCCGAUCGAUCCAAAUCCCUUGUAAACUGGAUUGCGGAACUUCGCGUCCGGGAUGAGGACGAUCCGGACACGACACCACCUGAGAAGGCGGACUGGUUGAACACCGUGCCUAAGGAGAAGUUUGCGCCGAAAUUUAGGGAGUGGACGUUUGGGUUCUUGAAUGUACCGGAUUUGAUAGAGAAGACGGAGAGGGUCUAUGAGUAUCCGAUGUGUGACAGGACGCCUGUGGAGAGAUGGAGUUUUGGGCGAUUGACGCUUUUGGGCGAUGCUGCGCAUCCGAUGUAUCCGAUUGGGAGCAAUGGAGCUUCGCAGGCAAUCUUGGAUGCGGCUUGUCUGACAAGAUGUCUUUGGGACUGCAAGGACUUGGCCAGCAUUCCGCAGGCGCUGAAGGAGUACCAGGACGAACGGCUGCCGACCACUGCGAAGAUUGUUAUGGCGAAUCGUGGGAAUGGACCGGAUCACGUCAUGCAAGUGGCUUAUGAGAGGGCACCUAAUGGUUUCAAGCAUAUCAACGAUGUUAUCCCGCAGCACGAGCUGCAAGGUAUUGGUUUGGCUUAUAAGGCGAUUGCGGGCUUUGAGAUUGAGAAGGUGAAUGAGCAAGCUGGGAAGACCGAGGGAACUGCAGAGAAGCUUGGUUUGAAGUCGCCGAGAGCGUGGACGACGGUUGCCACGAAUAGUGUAAAUGGCUCGUAA